ACCUUGGCCAGAGGCAAAAGAGCUUGACAAGAACUUGGAACCCUUUGUAUAGUAGGCUAUAUUCCAGCCAUGCAAAAGCUAGAGGUUUGUCUAGCCACACAUGCUUUUCUGGAUUGAAAGAUUUGUGCAAGAGUCAUUACAGUAUCACAUUUCAAGGAUACAUUCCAGCCAGACAAAAGCACUCAAAGUGGGUGCCAAACAGAGCCUGGGGAGAGUCCCAUGGGCUGGUUAGAGAAGCUAGGAGAAUCACCUACGCCCCCCUUGGCUGGGGAUUCCUCACCUCUUCUGCAGACACUUUUCUAAAAUGAAUUUUGAGCUUCGGAUAUAAGAAGGCAUAUUCUGUUGGUAAUGGUAACCUGGAAACUAUCAACUGUAGCUAGCAGAGGUGCAGUCCAUGGUGCCACAAUCAAGGCAGUGAGUCUGGAAAAAAUGGUGGUAUCUGUAGAAUGGACAGAAAAUAAUACUGUCAAAGGGAAAGAGAUUGACCUUGAUGAUGUGGUAGCAAUAAAUCCAGAGCUGUUUACAUCUCCAGUUGUUGCUGCUGCGAAAGAAAGCCAUCUUGCCCAGGAGAAUGUAACCACACAGAGGCAAACCCGCAGAACAACACUCUCAAAAAUUCCUGCUCCGAAAGAAGUACUGCGAUCACAAGCUAGCAAGAUGUCUGUCAUAGCAGAAACUCAGAACAGCCCUCUGGAAAACGAUAUGGAGGUGGAAUUGCCUGCUCCUGUACGAACACGAAGCCACUCUGCUCUUCCUGUUGUACGAACUCGAUCUAGGGUCAGCUAUUCUACUGAUCGAUGUAAUGUACAGCCAAAUGGCAAUGAAAUGACAGAAGACACUCCACAGACUUUGAGAAUGGUCUCUGCUGCAAUUCAAGCUCGUAGGAAAUCUAACAUUGUAAAAGAGAUGGACAAAAUGAAAAAUAAGAGGGAAGAGAAAAGGGCCCAGUUCUCUGAAAUAAGAAAUAAGCGGGCACAGGAAUAUGAUAGUAGUUGUCCAAACUGGGAUUUUGCACGGAUGGUCAAGGAAUAUAGAGCCAAUAUUGUUUGUCAGUCGAUAUCAAUGAAUGACCCCAUAGAAGAACAUAGAAUUUGUGUCUGUGUGAGGAAACGACCCUUAAAUAAACAAGAACUUGGGAAGAAAGAGUGUGAUAUAAUUACUGUUGCCAGCAAGAACAGCAUCCUAGUGCAUGAACCAAAGGUGAAGGUGGAUCUGACGAAAUACCUUGAAAACCAGGCUUUUCGAUUUGACUUCUCAUUUGAUGAAAAAGCUUCCAAUGAAAUGGUUUAUUGGUUUACUGCUAGACCACUUGUGCAGACCAUAUUUGAGGGAGGGAAAGCUACAUGUUUUGCCUAUGGUCAGACUGGAAGUGGAAAAACCCAUACUAUGGGAGGUGACUUCUCUGGGAAAGUGCAGAAGGCCUCUAAAGGAAUAUAUGCUUUUGCAUCACAGGAUGUCUUCCUUCUUCAGAACCAGCCAAGAUACAAGGCACUAGGUCUGGAAGUGUACGUGACUUUCUUUGAAAUAUAUAAUGGAAAGCUAUUCGAUCUCUUAAACAAAAAAGCAAAGCUGCGAGUGCUGGAGGAUGGCAAACAGCAGGUUCAGGUCGUUGGCCUGCAAGAAAUGCAAGUGAACUGUGCUGAGGAUGUUAUCCGGAUGAUUGAGAUAGGCAGUGCCUGCAGGACAUCUGGGCAUACAUUUGCAAAUGCCAGCUCCUCGCGUUCCCAUGCUUGUUUUCAAAUUAUUCUGCGCAGAAAACGAAAACUUCAUGGCAAGUUCUCCUUAGUGGACUUGGCUGGGAAUGAACGAGGUGCUGAUACCUCCAGCAAUGAUCGGCAGACACGGUUGGAAGCAGCAGAAAUAAACAAGAGCUUGCUAGCACUGAAGGAAUGUAUCCGCGCUCUAGGUCAGAAUAAACAACACACACCUUUUCGGGAGAGCAAACUUACCCAAGUGCUGAGGGAUUCCUUCAUUGGAGCAAAUUCCAGAACCUGUAUGAUUGCAAUGAUCUCCCCAGGCAUGAAUUCCUGUGAAUAUACCCUAAAUACCUUGCGGUAUGCUGAUAGAGUGAAGGAGCUCCCUCACAAUGGAACAGCUGGAGAAGCACAGAACUGCAUGGAAACCGAAAAUGAAGAGGUGGAUAUCAGUGAGGAAGAAUCGGCCCACCUUCAUGAGCUUUCUGAUGAUGAGCUGUCUCAUCUGUCCAGUUUCCGUGAGGCUGUCACCCGGAUAAGUGAGCUUGAGGAGAAGGCAAUAGAGGAGCUUAAGGAUGUCAGGGAGAAAAUGAACGACUGCAACUGUCUCCUGGAUAUUGCGGAACAACCAGAAUAUGACCUGGAGGCAUUUGUGUAUCAAGCCCAGUGCUUCGUAAAUGAAGGAUCCAAAAAUUUCCUCCGCCUGAAAGACACUCUGGAAGAACUAACCCUUGCCAUGCAGAUGGAAGAACAAGCCAGCAAGCAUCUGAAUAAGCGGCCACUUCAGUAGUUACCCACUUGUUAAAUGAAUUUCUUCCCUCUCUAUUUGUCUGUCACUUCUUUGGUUUGCUGUUAACUGUAUUUAAAAUGCAAGCAGAAGGUUCAUCCUAUCUUGUUUGAGGGUUCCCUGUUUUGGGGAGAGGGUGCUAUCCUUUAUGCAGGCAAAGGAAAGUACUCUGCCAGAAUGUGAUGUUUCUGGGACCAUUGCUCCUCUUCACAACUGAAGGCUAAGAAGAAGAGUUGCUUUGGUGUCUCUUGGUAAGCUUGUACAUUUUUCUAGUGUAAAUAAAGUAUUUCACUAAAUACUUUUGAAAUGUUAACAUUGAAUGCAAUCCAGUGAAUCUUGAACUGGUUUUGCUGUUUGAGACUUUUUAAAAUAUAAAUAAUCAGUAAUUGAAGCAGUUUAUAAAUAAAUAUUUCUGAAUGCAUUAAGUCCUGUAUUGUGAGGGGUUUGAAGUGUGUUCUUCAGGUCUUCUGCUGUUCUUGGAGGCCACUUGUAUAUGUUGGAUUGUAUAUCUCUGGCUUGGAGAGCAACAACUUGGUAAGGACAGCUUGCUUACUUUCAACCUUAUCUAUUACAUCUAAAAGAGAAUUUGAGAUUUGUCAGUAAGACUGGUUAUAAACAUAUUUUACUUAGAAAUACUAUGGGAAGAGUUCAGCAUUGUGCUGUUAUGUUUCAGUCAUUGCAAAGAUUUCUGCUUGCCAGGUAAACCAGUUUCCCAUCUUCCUAUUAACGUGACUUGUUGCGCUAGCACAACUAUUUAGCUGAAUCUGGCCUUUUAUCUUGGUUUUCAACUGGUUUUGUUUCAGAGGAUGGCAGCAUUGUACUGACUAGUAUACUUACUAGAGGAAGUCUAUUGAACUUAGUGAAUCUUUGCCCCCCCCCCGUCCUUAAAUAUUUACAGGACCAUGGGAAGAAUGUUUAGGACUGUAACUUGAACACAGUAGGCAAUCCUAGUCCAGCUAGGUUGUGAUGACAGUCAAGGUUGUUUCUAUUUUGGUUGAACUUUAAGGAAAGAUGGUCCCUAUUUAUGAGAAAUGUUCAGGGGUUCUGGAAAAAUGUGGCUGGUCAACGCUAGUCAAAACUUCUGUACUCUACCAUUUUUGCUAAUGGAACAACUGGAAGAGGACAAGAUUGAAUUCAUCUGACCUUUUUCCAGGUUGUAUAAAAAAAUUACUAACACAGGUAUGUGUAGAAAGUGGAGCUAAUCACCUUGUAGGCUAGUUAAAU
Molecule: messenger RNA, 3705 nt
Organism: Podarcis muralis (Common wall lizard)
Lineage: Eukaryota; Metazoa; Chordata; Lepidosauria; Squamata; Lacertidae
Source: RefSeq, a predicted model, not a curated record